Molecule: messenger RNA, 927 nt
Organism: Capra hircus (goat)
Lineage: Eukaryota; Metazoa; Chordata; Mammalia; Artiodactyla; Bovidae
Product: olfactory receptor 5K3-like
Exons: 1
Coding region: 1-927 (308 amino acids)
Biological process (GO): G protein-coupled receptor signaling pathway; sensory perception of smell
Cellular component (GO): membrane
Molecular function (GO): odorant binding; olfactory receptor activity; G protein-coupled receptor activity
Source: RefSeq, a predicted model, not a curated record
AUGACUGAGGAUAACCACUCCUUGACAACACAGUUUAUCCUGAUAGGAUUUACAAAUCAUCCAGAGCUGAAGACCCUUCUGUUUCAGGUGUUCUUUACCAUCUAUCUGAUCACCAUGGUGGGGAAUCUUGGCCUGGUGGCAUUGAUAGUUACAGAGCAUCGUCUUCACACACCAAUGUACAUCUUCUUGGGUAACCUUGCACUGAUGGAUUCCUUUUGUUCCAGCGCCAUUACCCCGAAGAUACUAGAGAACCUUUUUUCUAAAGACAGAAUGAUUUCCCUCUAUGAAUGCAUGGCACAAUUUUAUUGUCUCUGCCUUGCUGAAACUACAGAUUGCUUUCUCCUAGCAGCAAUGGCCUAUGAUCGCUAUGUGGCCAUCUGCAAACCACUGCAGUACCACACUAUGAUGUCAAAGAAACUCUACAUUCAGAUGACCACAGGGGCCUACAUAGCUGGAAACAUUCAUCCCACAAUUCAUGUAGGGUUUCUGUUUAGGUUAACUUUCUGUAAGUCUCAUCAAAUCAAUCACUUUUUGUGUGAUGUCCUUCCAUUAUACAGACACUCUUGUGUGGAUCCUUAUAUCAAUGAAUUGAUGAUAUUUAUCUUUGCAGGGUCAGUUUUAGUCUUCACUAUUGCCACAGUAAUAAUCUCUUACCUUUUUAUUCUUUUCACAAUUUUCAAGAUGAAGUCCAAAGAGGGAAAAGGCAAAGCCUUAUCUACCUGUGCAUCCCACUUUGUCUCUGUCUCAAUAUUCUAUGGUUCCCUUCUUUUCAUGUAUGUUCGACCAAAUUCAGUUAAUGACGAAGAUAAAGAUAUACCUGUUGCUAUUUUUUAUACUCUGGUGAUUCCCUUGUUAAACCCAUUUAUUUAUAGCCUAAGAAAUAAGGAAGUCAUAAAUGCUAUGAAAAAAAUUAUGAAGAAUUUAUAA